Radiomyces spectabilis is the source of this 758-nucleotide messenger RNA. RefSeq lists its product as uncharacterized. The record is from RefSeq and is a predicted model, not a curated record. The transcript has 2 exons. NCBI's taxonomy places the organism in Eukaryota, Fungi, Mucoromycota, Mucoromycetes, Mucorales, Radiomycetaceae. Bases 466 to 684 code for a protein of 72 amino acids.
CGAUAAGCGGCAUAUUAUUACCGUUUUUGUGGAUGAUUGACUACAAACUGACGGUUGUUUUUCCAUCAUGUCAACGCGGGUUUUCCACGUUGGUACUUUGUUUUCAUCAGACCAAGGAACUCCGAGUGGGGGAGGUGAACUCCGCGGGGUGUCACAUGGCGACACAAUCGUGGAAACAGAAGAUCGGAAUUCCUCCCCGCGCUGUUGCACUAAGAUUGCGCUGGUCCUGACGGUUACAUUUUGACCAUCAACACUUUGUUUACCUGAAUGUUUUAAGCUUCGACCACCCACUUUCAUCCUUUUGUUAUGUGGUUACCUUUGCUAUUUUUAUCAGUAAAAGAAAAGCAGCCAGGAACCAUGCUGUAGAAAUGAAAAACGGACUCCGUUUGGGUUGCAUUCGUUAUCAUGACAUGCUAGCAUGAUGAUCGCUGAUAGGCUUGCAAAGCGGGACAAACUGAAACAGAAAUGACGACGAGUAGCCUAGCGAUCUUCUGUAUUCUUUUAGGCUUCCAUAAAGAAUGCCGAUGGUUCUACGCAAUCCUCAUGGUGCACAGACGGUGUGAAAAUCAACCCCCUUUUCCCCCCAAAAGAGAUUUAAGGAAUCACUGUGUUAGGAAAGUCGGGCCUCCCCUUUUUAUUGGGACAUGUUUUUAUUUCACCAAGACAUUCUUUUCAUUGUCUUGAUUCCCUUUUUUUUCACACGCGAACAAGACAACUUUGCUGUAGCCUUAUCUUUUUUUUUUUUUUUUUUUUUUUUU